This is a messenger RNA of Rotaria socialis, 294 nucleotides long. The record is from the annotation of a GenBank genome assembly. Lineage: Eukaryota; Metazoa; Rotifera; Eurotatoria; Philodinida; Philodinidae.
AUGUUUUAUUGUUAUGAAGCGAAUCUUACCGAUACAUCUUUGCAAUGUUAUGGUAAAACCGUUGUAUGCCGUUAUCUUACUGAUGUAUCAUUUGCUGCAACUACAAUUACACUUCCUUUGUUCACUAUGGUUUUAUUUGGUUUGUUAACUGGUGCAAAUGUGCGUAAAAGUCAGCGUUGUAUUCAAACACUAACUGCACGGAAUGUCAACCCUACAGUGAAUAAAUCAUCACGAGCACAAAAUGAAAAUUCAGAAGGAAGAGCCACGCAAAAAGCAGAUCCCAGUCUUCUUUGA